Molecule: messenger RNA, 973 nt
Organism: Cajanus cajan (pigeon pea)
Lineage: Eukaryota; Viridiplantae; Streptophyta; Magnoliopsida; Fabales; Fabaceae
Product: fasciclin-like arabinogalactan protein 11
Biological process (GO): plant-type secondary cell wall biogenesis
Cellular component (GO): plasma membrane
Source: RefSeq, a predicted model, not a curated record
CAAUAUAUAUCUCAGCACCCCCUCCCUUCCACUUGUAACAAAUAUCUUACUCUUUCUUAGCCUCCUCAAAGAAAUGGCAACAAAGCUAUUCCAUUUCCUCCUCCCCCUCAUCCUCAGCAUCUUCAUCCAAAAAAAUUCAGCCCAAGUAGCACCAGCACCAGCAGGACCAACCAACAUCACCCAAGUUCUAGAGAAGGCAGGCCAAUUCACAACCUUCAUCAAACUUCUCAAAGCCACACAAGUUGCUGACCGUGUCAAUUCACAACUCAACAACUCAAACCAAGGCCUAACCAUCUUUGCACCCACAGAUAAUGCAUUCUCAAGCCUAAAAGCAGGGACACUAAACUCCAUAAACUCACAAGACCAAAUGCAGUUGGUGCAGUUCCACAUUCUCCCCACUCUCUACACCGUAUCACAGUUUCAAACCGCGAGUAAUCCCUUGCACACGCAAGCUGGCAACAGUGAUGACGGAGAGUACCCUCUAAAUGUCACCACCUCAGGGAACCAAGUGAAUGUGACUACCGGGGUGGUUGACACAACUGUUUCCAACACUAUUUUCAGUGAUAACCAGCUUGCAGUGUAUCAGGUCGAUAAGGUGCUUCUUCCUAUGGCACUUUUUGGGUCGUCGGCCCCAACUGCUGCACCAGCAGAGGCUCCAGCACCGACCAAGCCGGAGAAAAAUGUCCGGGCAGCUGAUUCUCCAUCAGGGUCAUCAGAUACAUCAGUUGAUGCUUCGAGUGCAGUAAGUUUGAAUAGAAAGACAGUCGAAGGUGUUACAGUUACCUUCGUUGUUUCGAUUAUUGCAUGGGUUGUUUGUUGUUUCUGAAUGUAAGUUCUAGGAUGGUUGUUUUUCCUGUUUUUGUUUUAUUUUUUUCCUUGAUUGAUGGUGAUGAUGGAGAUCUUGUGUGCUGUUGUUGCUACCAAGUUGAAAAAAUUUUGGGUUCAAUAUAAAUGAUUUUUUCUUUCUUUCAAA